Messenger RNA from Helianthus annuus (common sunflower), 495 nucleotides. RefSeq lists its product as uncharacterized. The record is from RefSeq and is a predicted model, not a curated record. Lineage: Eukaryota; Viridiplantae; Streptophyta; Magnoliopsida; Asterales; Asteraceae. The transcript has a single exon. The coding region runs from base 1 to 495 and encodes 164 amino acids.
AUGAGGCAACGUCGUUUGAUGGAAACCUUGAAUGACUACGAUUGUGAGAUUCGCUACCAUCUUGGUAAAACAAAUGUAGUCGCUGAUGCAUUGAGCAGAAAAGAAAGAGUUAAACCUAUUUGGAUAAAUGUCAAGAGUAUUGAACUGAAGAACAGUUUGAAUGAAAGGUUGUUAGCUGCUCAGAAAGAACCUGUAUUGGAGGCUAACCUUCCAAAUGAGAAAUUAGGUGCAACUGUUGAUCAGUUGUCACCUGGGAGUGAUGGAAUCCUCAUAUUUAAUGGUAGGAUUUGGGUUCCUAUUCAUGGAGGACUUAGAGACCUAAUCCUCCAAGAAGCUCACAACUCCAGAUAUUCAUUACACCCUGGGGGUGACAAAAUGUAUCAAGAUUUAAAGGCCAACUAUUGGUGGAUGGGUUUGAAAAAAUCCAUAGCCACACACGUAGCUAAAUGUCUGACGUGCGCUCAGAUUAAAGUUGAACAUCAAAAGUCGUCAUGA